Pestalotiopsis fici W106-1 is the source of this 1356-nucleotide messenger RNA. RefSeq lists its product as uncharacterized. NCBI's taxonomy places the organism in Eukaryota, Fungi, Ascomycota, Sordariomycetes, Amphisphaeriales, Sporocadaceae. Bases 1 to 1356 code for a protein of 451 amino acids. The transcript has a single exon. Gene Ontology annotation, molecular function: aspartic-type endopeptidase activity. The record is from RefSeq and is a predicted model, not a curated record. Gene Ontology annotation, cellular component: fungal-type vacuole. Gene Ontology annotation, biological process: proteolysis.
AUGCAGCAAUCACUGUUACUCGCUCUUGGCCUCGCGGCUAUGAGCGCAGCCGCCGUCAUCUCGAAUGAGAACACGGCGUAUAACGGGCCGCUUUUCACCCGUGGUGACAUUUCCAUCGCCGAGGCGCCAGCAGAGGGUCUGAUCCAACUGCUCUCGAAUCCUAAGCCUGACCACCUCCGAAGCCCGGUCCGCGAGCGCAUCGCCGCCCAGAAACUCGGCAAACGCGCGGGAACGGGCAACGAAACAGUCAAUACCCUCUUCAGUGGCAUCUACCCGACCGUCAAUCUCACAUGGGGCAACACGGAUGGGUCUCCUGGACAGCAGUUCAUCAGUUUCAUCGACACUGGAAGCUCCGACUCGUGGGUAGUUUCUAGUGAUCUGCAAUGCGUCGACAUUGAGACCAAGGUGCCGCUCGACCAGGCUGCAUGUGGAUUCGGACCGCUUUAUGACUCCUCCAAAGGCUCCUUUACCAACAUCACUGAUGAGUCCUUCUCCAUCAGCUACUUUCCAGAAGGCGAAACCCUCAAGGGCGACAUGGGGUACGCGCCGAUCACACUGGGUGGUUUAACCGUGCCGAAGCAGCAGGUUGCCCUCGUGAACUAUGCGGCAUGGAUUGGCGAUGAUGCAUCAUCGGGUCUGCUCGGCCUCGGAUACCCUGCCAUCACCUCUGGUCGCAACCGGACAAGUGGUAAAUACGUCGAGUAUGACCCGCUAUUUACCACCAUGAUCAAGGAGAAAGUCGUUUCGGAUGGCAUCUUCACCUUGGUCAUUGACCGUGUACCUCAGGGAACCUCGCCUCUUGCGCCUGCUGGUCUGAUGGCACUCGGUGGAUUGGUGCCAGACACAUACUACGAAGCACCAUUUACCAGUGUGCCGAUUGUAAAAGACGGCGGCGAGUACACCUGGUAUAACGUGGACGCCAAGAUCAAGUAUGGUGCCAACGGCACUGUCACGGACUUUGCUACCUCUGCUUCCUUUGAGACCAUUGUCGACAGCGGAACUUCGCCCAAUUUCAUCCCUACAGCGGCGACCAAGGCGCUCAAUGCCCUCUUCGACCCGCCGGCUGUGUACAAUGCCACGCUCGAUUACUACACUGUGGACUGUGAUGCCACGGCGCCGUACGCUGCCUAUGUCAUUGACGGGGUAGAGAUGCCAAUGGAUCCCCAGGACAUGAUUGUGCGCAGCCUCAACGGUCUGCCGGGUUACGAGGACGUGUGCUUCAGCGCGUUCGCCGACGGCGGCCCCAACACGGCCGGUGCCAGUUUCAUCAUUGGUGCAGUUUGGCAGAGAAACUAUGUUGUUGCCUAUGAUCAGACGAAUAGCUUGAUGCAUUUUGCAAAGAGGAAGCCGUACUGA